Molecule: messenger RNA, 997 nt
Organism: Helianthus annuus (common sunflower)
Lineage: Eukaryota; Viridiplantae; Streptophyta; Magnoliopsida; Asterales; Asteraceae
Exons: 4
Coding region: 246-626 (126 amino acids)
Source: RefSeq, a predicted model, not a curated record
CCAACCAAACAUCUCUCAUCCUCCAUCUCCACUAUGUGCAUGUAUGUGAGAGAGAAAACUUCCCCAAAGUAAACACUGCAUACAUUCUCAAACCCCUUUAUUCUAUUCUUCUAUACCCCAGAUUCUCUCACUCAUCUCUGUUCUCAAUCUCAUCACAUACCCUUUAUUCAUAAUCUUUCAAACCCACAAUCUUUUCCCAUCACACUUUGCCCAAAAAACCCUUCAAAUUUAACCUCAAUUUCAUAAUGCCGAUCAAUAAAGAACCGGCUACGCCGCCGAUGAUCGGCAAGAUCGGUCCGUACACCGUGUUUGUUACGACGCCUGCUACCCCUAAACCCACAUUUGAAUCUUCGCCGGCGCCGGUGAAAUUGGCGCCGCCGGUUGUUCCGCCGCCGGUUCAGUAUGAGAAGUCGGCUUCGGCUUAUGGGUCCAAGUUUGACUUCUUUUGGGAUGUUGUUGCUAAAGUUCAAAACGCACAUUCAAGUUUGGAUGAUCAUGUGGCUCGUUGGUUUGGGCUGAAUCAAUCGAAAUAUCAGUGGGCUUUAGAUGAUUAUUACCAAAACAAGGGACUGGAUCAGGUUGAAGCAAAAGUUAAAGAUGUCUCCACCAAAGCACAAAGUGUGUAAAAUCCUUCUUGUGCAGAAUCAGUGUCAAGCAAGCAACCUCAAGUACCAUUUUGAUUAUGCUAUGUCUAUAUCACAAAACACACAACAAUUGAUUUGUCUAAGGUUAGAUCAAAUAACAUCUCCAUAUUUACCAGGAUAUCGUCGUCAAUCUUUUACUACUUUUGCAUGCAAGGCUCAACGAUCUUACUAUCGCGACGAGUCUCUCGACACUUGAGACAUGUAACCAUAUUAUUUACUAUUUUUUUUUUAAUUUAUCUUACUGACUGCAAAAGUUAGGUUAUUUAAUCUCGCAUUGUAACCAUAUUUUGUUGUUGUAUCUGCAUCUAUGUUUCCCGCUAAAGCGAAUUGAAUUUUAUUUAAUGUAUUGUUUA